AUGGUUUGGGUUUGGGGUACUCUUAUGGGAAGAACUAACACUGCUUCACCCACUGAGCACAAAUCAGAGGCAAAAGCUUUUCCAGGAUUUGCUGUUGGACCGCUUUCGAGACCUGAAGAAAAGUUUGCGCGAAAACUGUACAUCUGUGUGCCUUCCAAACUUGCCAUUCUAGUAACAUCUCUCGCUCUUUGUGCACCUUCUUCAUGUGGCAAUAUCCAGAACAUUAGCUACCCUUUUCGACUAGACACCGAUCCAAAAAGCUGCGGAGACAAUAAUUAUACCCUAAUCUGCGAGAAAAAUACUUCUACAGGAUUAUAUUUGUAUUCGAGUAAAUACUACGUGCGGGCGAUUGACUAUGUUAACUUCACGAUCCGAGUGGUAGACGCCGGUGUACAAGGUAAUUGCUCCUCGUUACCUCGUUAUUCUUUGGACCCUCAUAAAUUCCGUUAUGGAGAUCCAUACGCAUGGUAUAGCUACAAGUGGACGGUGCCACCAAGAGUAAUUCAACGUUUUUUCUACAACAAUAUUGAGAGCAAAUGGUCGCCUCCAACACUAUUACGACCUAUGAUUUUCAUGAGUCGUGAAAAUCCAGAUGAAUUCCUCUCUUUAUGUAGACACGACUCCGUGCAGCCUUAA
Messenger RNA from Dovyalis caffra, 636 nucleotides. The record is from the annotation of a GenBank genome assembly. NCBI's taxonomy places the organism in Eukaryota, Viridiplantae, Streptophyta, Magnoliopsida, Malpighiales, Salicaceae.